Messenger RNA from Acaulospora morrowiae, 384 nucleotides. Lineage: Eukaryota; Fungi; Glomeromycota; Glomeromycetes; Diversisporales; Acaulosporaceae. The record is from the annotation of a GenBank genome assembly.
AUGUCGUUAAAACGCACCCUUUUCAUCACCUUACUGGCCCUUUCUCUACUCGUAUUCAGUAUUCACGCAUCCCCCGUACGUCGUGCCGAAAUUGGCAAAAAAGUGAGCGUUACCUUAACCAAACUCGAUGCUACAAUUACAUUCGAACAAGUUGACGUCAAUAAAGUCACGGUUUCUGGUCAAAUCCAUAAAGGCCUUACGGUUAAUGAUCCUAACGUAUAUGCUGUUGUAGUUGGAAUUACAUCCACUACCUUUGCACAAUUGGGUAUAGAAAUCCAGCUACCUGGUACCAAGCCUUUCAGUGCGACUGGUCCUGGAGAUGUCGAUUUUUUGGUUGGCCAAACUCUUGAAAUUACUAAAGACAAAGAGGUCCUUGAUAGUGGA